CCUGUUCUGUGGAGGGAGCAGCUGUUUUUCUCUGCAGCUGUCCUCAUUGGCCCAGAUUGAGGGCGGAGGGCACUUCCGAGGGAGGGAGCCAGGGACAGAGCCUAGCAGCCAGCCUGGCCUGGCCCCUGCUCACCAGCCAGCAGUCUCUCCCAUCAUGCUCGGUGAUCACUGUGGCCUCCCGGCAGACAGAGCUCUGCUCGGCCAGCCCCCCAAAACUGGAUUUUGCUGCAAAAUGGUGCUUCAGGCAGUCAGCAAAGUACUCAGGAAGUCUAAAGCAAAGCCCAAUGGCAAGAAGCCUGCUACAGAGGAGAAGAAGAUGUACCUGGAGCCAGAGCAUACUAAAUCCAGGAUCACCGACUUUGAGUUCAAGGAGCUGGUGGUGUUGCCCCGGGAGAUCGACCUCAAUGAGUGGCUGGCCAGUAACACAACAACAUUUUUCCAUCACAUCAACCUGCAAUAUAGCACAAUCUCAGAAUUUUGCACAGGAGAUACAUGUCAGACAAUGGCCGUGUGCAACACACAGUACUACUGGUACGAUGAGCGGGGAAAGAAGGUUAAGUGCACGGCCCCUCAGUACGUCGACUUCGUCAUGAGCUCUGUGCAGAAGCUGGUGACUGAUGAAGACGUGUUCCCCACAAAAUAUGGCAGAGAAUUCCCCAGCUCCUUCGAGGCCCUGGUGAAGAAGAUCUGCAAGUACCUAUUUCACGUGCUGGGCCACAUCUAUUGGGCCCACUUCAAGGAGACACUGGCCCUGGAGCUGCACGGACAUUUGAACACACUCUACGUCCACUUCAUCCUCUUCACCAGGGAGUUCAACCUGCUCGACCCCAAAGAGACUGCCAUCAUGGACGACCUCACUGAGGUGCUGUGCAGCAGCCCUGGUGGGGGCUGUGGCGGGGACGGGGCCAGUGGCGGGGCCUCGGGGGCACAGAACCACGUGAAGGAGAGAUGAGCCCAGGCUGGACGGGUGCACAUGUGCAAAGAGACGACCGUGCAUCUGCGUGUGCGCACACGUGCCAGGCACGACUGCGGUGAGGUCCGAGGGCUCGGGCCGCCCCGAGCGUGGGCUCCACGGGUGCGCUGGGGCUGCAGCGUGCUUCCUGGCUUCCCUGUUGGAUGGAUGAGUGCUGUUUGUAGCAACGAGCCUGGGAUUCAUUCAUUCAUUCAACAAACAUUUAUCAGACUGACAUUUGUGUUUUCUUAUGUGGGGUUUUCCUUUCUUGGGUCUUCUUUGUGGACCCUGCCCUCCCACGGGCCCUACCUGGGGGGGCUCUGUUGCUUCGGAAGAUGCACUUCACAGGAGGUGGGCCUCUCUGAGGCUGGACCUGCACACCGCCGGGUUCUGCUCUGUUUUGGGGUGGGGCUUCAGGCCCUCCCCUGGCCUUGCCUGGGCCCUGGCUCUUUGUGGCUCUGAGUGGGGGUGCUGAAGUGCCCACCAGGACCCACACCUGCUGCUUGCUCUUGUCACCCCUUCCUGCUGCCUCCCCCAGCCCGGCGAGGGUACACAGAUGCCGGGUGAGGCCAGGCCGAGGCUCUGUGUGGGGAUGGAGCAGGCGGAGGCAGAGAUCGCUUUAGUGCAUCUGUUCAGUCGUAAUAAACAUAAUUCUCUCAGG
Fukomys damarensis (Damara mole-rat) is the source of this 1613-nucleotide messenger RNA. RefSeq names its product MOB kinase activator 2 (gene Mob2). Gene Ontology annotation, molecular function: protein kinase activator activity. Gene Ontology annotation, biological process: signal transduction; positive regulation of protein phosphorylation. The transcript has 5 exons. Gene Ontology annotation, cellular component: cytoplasm; nucleus. NCBI's taxonomy places the organism in Eukaryota, Metazoa, Chordata, Mammalia, Rodentia, Bathyergidae. The record is from RefSeq and is a predicted model, not a curated record. Bases 155 to 952 code for a protein of 265 amino acids.